Molecule: messenger RNA, 6236 nt
Organism: Antechinus flavipes (yellow-footed antechinus)
Lineage: Eukaryota; Metazoa; Chordata; Mammalia; Dasyuromorphia; Dasyuridae
Gene: TBX20
Product: T-box transcription factor 20
Exons: 8
Coding region: 116-1468 (450 amino acids)
Biological process (GO): heart looping; regulation of transcription by RNA polymerase II; cell fate specification
Cellular component (GO): nucleus
Molecular function (GO): DNA-binding transcription factor activity, RNA polymerase II-specific; RNA polymerase II cis-regulatory region sequence-specific DNA binding
Source: RefSeq, a predicted model, not a curated record
UGCUCGCCUAGAAACUUUCCCUUGUCUCCCCUUUCUUUGUUCCCCUCUGCUCCGGGGGAAAGCUGGGAGUCCGCUUCGUAGCCUUCCUGCCUGGCUAGGACCGCCGGGUGACAGCAUGGAAUACACGGCGUCGCCCAAGCCCCAGCUCUCCUCGAGGGCCAACGCGUUCUCCAUCGCGGCGCUCAUGUCCAGCGGAGGCGGCGCCAAGGACAAGGAGCCUUCCGAGAACACCAUCAAACCCCUGGAACAAUUCGUGGAGAAGACUUCCUGCGCGCAGCCCCUCGGCGACCUCCCGGGCCUCGACUCUCACGGCGACUUCGGCGGCAGCCUGGGAGGGGGCGGCGGCUGCAGCCCGUCCUCGCUGUGCACGGAGCCCCUCAUCCCCACCACUCCCAUCGUCCCCAGCGAGGAGAUGGCCAAGAUCGCUUGCAGUCUGGAGACCAAGGAGCUCUGGGAUAAAUUCCACGAGCUGGGCACCGAGAUGAUCAUCACCAAGUCGGGCAGGCGGAUGUUCCCCACCAUUCGGGUGUCGUUUUCCGGGGUGGACCCCGAAGCCAAGUACAUCGUUCUGAUGGACAUCGUGCCAGUGGACAACAAGAGAUACAGAUACGCCUACCAUCGCUCGUCCUGGCUGGUGGCCGGCAAGGCCGACCCGCCCCUUCCGGCAAGGUUGUACGUGCACCCAGAUUCUCCUUUUACUGGAGAGCAGCUGCUGAAACAGAUGGUGUCUUUUGAAAAAGUGAAACUCACAAAUAACGAACUGGAUCAACACGGCCAUAUUAUUCUGAACUCUAUGCACAAAUACCAGCCCAGAGUUCACAUCAUCAAAAAGAAGGACCACACCGCCUCCCUGCUCAAUCUGAAGUCUGAAGAAUUCAGGACAUUUAUUUUCCCUGAGACCGUGUUCACAGCUGUCACUGCCUACCAGAAUCAGCUGAUAACCAAGCUGAAAAUCGACAGCAAUCCAUUUGCCAAAGGUUUCCGAGAUUCCUCCAGGCUCACUGAUAUCGAAAGGGAAAGUGUUGAGAGUCUGAUUCAGAAGCAUUCCUAUGCCCGCUCACCUAUCCGUACCUAUGGGGGAGAAGAAGAUGUCCUGGGAGAUGAGAGCCAGACAGCACAAAAUAGAGGAUCAGCUUUUACUGCAUCUGACAAUUUGUCGCUCAGCUCCUGGGUAUCUUCUUCAUCCAGUUUCCCCGGAUUCCAGCACCCCCAGUCUCUGACCGCCCUGGGAACCAGCACCGCCUCCAUUGCCACGUCCAUUCCUCACCCCAUCCAGGGCUCUCUGCCCCCCUACAGCCGCCUAGGGAUGCCUCUUGCGCCAUCAGCCAUCGCUACCUCCAUGCCGGGGAGCGGGCCCACGUUCCCUUCCUUCCACAUGCCCAGAUACCACCACUAUUUCCAACAGGGGCCUUACGCUGCCAUCCAGGGACUGCGCCACUCCUCCACAGUGAUGACACCAUUUGUAUGACUGACCCACGCGGAGGGCAACCUGGAUGUAGAAUAGGCAACCUUGGUAUGAAGAUACGGGUGGGGAUGUGGCGUUGGUUGGGAGACUCUCCAGGAGGCAUGGAACCAUUCAGGAGGAGAGAUGGACCCGUGAUCACAUCAACUGCUAACACGAUGCAUUCACUAGGGGCCAGCGGUCAUGUGUAGAAGGGCUAAUCUUUGGCUUAGUGGAAUGCCCGUCUGGAACAUUCAGAGAAAGUUUAGCGCAUCACACAUCAGCAGUGUAUAAAACGCUCUGUGGAUGCAGUCAUGGACAAAUCCAACGUGGAUAAGAUUUCUUUCUGUUUUUUCACUGAUUCGAAGAAUUUCACAAGAGGCAAUACAAUAGGUUAUAAUCAUAGAACACCAUCUUUCCCUGUAAAUAACAGGAGUCAAUAAUGAAAUAUUUGUAACGUGGUAGCUUGAGCAUGUUUAGUUUACCUUAGCAUUAGUUUGCUGAGAAAGGAACCCCUAGAAGAAGGGUGUCUUUUUUGGUUCAUGACUAGGCAGUAGUUGCUUCCCAGCAUCCUUCUGUAAUACAGAUAGGCCAGAACCUCCCAUCCACCUUGACUUGUUUUGCCCUCCCUCCGUCCUCCUUCCCCCAUUCUUCUUCUUCUCUCUCAAACUCUUACAUUUUGUUUGUAUAGGAAACUGCUUCUCUAAAUCUUCAAGUAAGAGACUGUAGAUAUCUCACUCUGAAACAGAAUGUUUAUUUUCAGAAGUGGUAUUCUUUAAAAAAAAAAGAAAUCCUGCAUAUAGAUUCAUCAGUGAGCACUUUAAAACACGCAGUCUCGAGCAGCAUUGGAAUAUUUAUUUCAUUUGUCACUAUAGACUUUGAACCUGAUCUGAAAGCAUGGCCUGCCACUGAUGCCUGAGUUUGAAGGUCACACAGGGCAAAAUUCUCAUCUCCCGAAGGUCAGCUCCUGUAUCAUGCUGAUGUUACCCAAUUCCAAGGUCAGCUAGCACCUAUUAACGAUUGACAUGAUCCCUUGGGUGAGAUUUCCAGAUGCUGAAUUUAGUCAUGAUUUAUAUGAAGAAAGGAAGGAAGGAAGGAAGGAAGGGAGGAAGGAAAGAAGGAAAGAAGGAAAGAAGAAAGAAAGAAAGAAAGAAAGAAAGAAAGAAAGAAAGAAAGAAAGAAAGAAAGAAAGAAAGAAAGAAAGAAAGAAAUAUAGGUUAUAGAAUGCACUGAAAUGCACUAUAGGUUUCUAAAAAUCUUGAUAUCUUUAUUUGAAUGUGUGCUCAAGGUUCAUUUUGGUCUUUCUUUCCCUCCUCUUCAUUUUCUCCUACUCAGAAAACUUAGAGAAUCAACAAAUGGAUUAUUCUCAUCUGGAAGCGUUAUAUCCAAAUAAUCAAGAAAGUAAGAGGGAAACCAAGGAAUUCAUCUUUGCUACUUGCACCUUCACAUAGUUUAAGGAUAGGGGCCUAACCAUGAUUUCAUUGGUAUGGGGAAUUUCCUUACCUGGAAGUAAUCCAUUCCUUAAGUAACAUGCUCAGGGUCCUCCUUGUCCAGCAGGUAUGUAUCUGAGGUGACACGUGGUCUCCUUGGCUCCGCGUGUGGUUCUUUGUCCACAACUGGAUGCUGUCUCUCAUGGGUUCUUGUGGUGUGUAUAUAACUAUUGCAGCAGGCUUACCAUUCUAAUAAUCCUGAGUAACUUGUAGCCGAACAUCCAUUCUUAACGAUAUUGCCUUUGUGGGUAUCUUGGGCUCCGGAGGCAGGACGAACACGAUAAUUAAUGUCUGCAUUCAUUAAAACAUCCAAGCAUCUUCUAUGGUUAUUGUUUUAGGGGGUGGAUGGGUUAUGCGAUAUUAUUCUGCUGCAUUCUUGCAUGCAAAUGAAUUGCGUAAUCUAUAUGACCAAUAUUCUAUCCAAUGGGGCAGCUGACGAUAGAGACAUUUCUGGGGUGGCGCGAUAUAUUCAUUGCCUCAGUGGCCAUGGUUUCAUCAGCCUGAUGGUUUCCACAUUUAAAUGCCUCCUUGGGGCUACCCCAGUCUAUAAGAAUGGAUAAUGAGAUCACAGAUUUUAUAUUAAAGGAACUUUAGAGGUUACCUAGCCCCGCUCCCUCAUUCUACAGUUGAGGUUUGGAGAACUGCAGUGAUUUAUACAACACAUCACAGCCGGCGUGUGCCUCAGGCAAAUUUCAAGCUAAGUUUUCCAGACUUAAAGACCAGCUCCGAAUCCCCGGUGCCAUGCUGUAUAACCUGCUGUCAUGAUACCAAGACCAUGGUGGAAUGUUGCACAUGAAUUUCUCUGAUGUGUUCCACAGAUUAGUUAUUGAGAAACAUCUCUUGUUCGACAUCCAUUUGAGAAGCUUCUGCCCUUAUUUCUAUGUCCCUGGACAAUUUUAAAUUACUUUUAAACAAGACAUACUUUACAAAACAUCAAAUCAUUUUUGAAAGCAUUUGUGUUUAGCAUAUAAAGUAAAUCCCCAUCAAUUAUGGAUGAAUGUGUUAAUAUCUCAUAGUUCUGUCUAUUACCAGAGUCUCUUUAAUAUUGCUGAAAGUAAAAAUGACCCAAAAUAAAAUUCCACUUUCACUAAUACUCUCCUAGGUUGUCCAGCUCUUGAGUUUAUUGUAUAGAAUGCCCGUACACAAACUUUCUCUUUGGAGAGACUUGGCAAGAUUAUCUUAGUUCUAUUUUGGUGCUUCCCAGAUCAACAUAUCACUGUUAGGUUUGUAUGUUUUUGUUAAAUGCCCUAAUUCACAGAAAUUGUUUGAACUUCAUGUCUUCAAUUUUUGAUCAUGAAAUCAUUAGUUUAGGUCAAAAAACUAAUAGGCCAGAAACCAAUUGAUCAAAGCCUGUUGUUUGGUAAGCAUAAGGUCUUUAAUCUGUCUUUUCAAAAGCUUUAUAGUACUAUUUAAACAGGGAGAAGGGAAACAUGAGAUUGGAAGCCCAUCUUGCCAGCAGCCUUCCUUUCCUGGAACACUGGCUACCAUAUAAAAAUCCUUUUCCUUUAGGGAUUCCAAAAAUUUUUUCUCAACACUCUGGGAAUUUAUAACUUAUAGGCAUAGAAAAUAUUGUCAGAGUUACUCACUACUUUAAAAUAAGAGGAAUGGUAAUAUGAAUAUAUAUAAAAAAGAGAAAAUUCUAUAUAAUUUAAUUUUUAAAAUGCAGUUCUUUUCAAAAUAUACCAAACUUCUGAGUUGAAAUACAUAUUUUAACAAUGACUAGCUAAUUUGUGUCCAAUGGUAAUUCAUAUUUAAUGCUCUUCUCAUAAGGUCUCAGAGGUAAUGCAAAUAUUGUAUCCCCUUUCACAAAAGGGGAUUUAGAUUUAGAGAGGGCAAGUGACUCAUGAUUUGUCCAGGGUCGUGCAGCUAAUGACAGAAAUAGCUCACGUUUGUUUAAAGGUUUACACAGAAUUUUUAUAUAUACCAUCUCAUUGAAGUGUCACAGCCCCAUGAGAGAGGCUCAAGAGAGAAAUAGUCCUAGCACCAUUGUACUUAUGAGGAGACUGAAGCUCAGAUGUGUUGCCCUUGGUCAUGCUAGAAGUGAGACUCGAACCAUAUCUUCUAACCUCCAGGUCAGAGCAGUGAUCAUCUUACUCACUCCACUGCUCCUUGCCCUCUACAAUGGUAUCUAAUAGAUUUGUGAGAUAGACUCUAAUGAUUAAGUGAAAAUAGGUAUAAUCAUCAUUUAUUUUUGCUGGCCUGCUGAUUCUAAAAAAUACUUGCCUAUAAUAUUUUUUCAGGUAGUUUUGAAGAGUCCCUUUCUCAUAUUGUUUAUCGUAUUUGUUUGCUUGGCAAACUUUUCUCCCAGAGCCAGUACAAGGCGAACUUUAGACAAAUUCUAAAUUAGAAAGAUACAAAUGAAUCUACCUUUAUUGCUGAGGACUCUAACCCCUCUUUAAUUUUAGUUUUUGCUUAAAGAUGAGAGAGAGACAGAAAGAGACAGAGAAAGAGAGAGACAGAUGGAGUCAGAGAGUUAGAGUUAGUUCAGUAAAUGAUUCAGGUUGACAGUCCCAGGUAUUGUUAUUUGGAAAUUUUCCAGCUCUCACUCUGGGCCCUGAACAGGGGAGUGAAAGAGAAGGAUUUGGAUACUUGGGUGACUUGCCAACCUAAUAGGAGGUCAUUGGAGAGGAAGUUUGAAAAACAUCCAUGAGCUCAAUUGUGGUCCUGAAGCGACUACGUAAAUGGUUGUACCAUCGGUUGCAAGGCCUUCUGGGGAGGUCUCAGUAGCUUCCUUCUCAAUCCUGCUGACAUAUGGCCCAGAUGACAAAUAUCAGAGUUCCUUCCUAGAGGUCAAAUAUAGCCAUGCUAUUCACUUAGCCAUUGUUCUAGGUAUCGGGGUAUUUAACUCACAGGCUUACUCCGCGGAAUUGUUUCAGAUAUCACCAUAAGAGUAAUUGCGGAGAGAAAAAUCAACCACCAAUAGAUAUUUUCCUCCUUUUCUUUUGAAAAACAAAGAUUUUGUGUACACUUGAGUAAGAUACCAAAAAAAAAAAAAAGGCCAAGAAAAUUGAAGGAGAGAAAAUCCUUUAGCAAUAUGGCGGAUGUAGAAAAUUUUAGUCAUUGGAACAAGUCCUUCCUACUAUCCCACAUUACUUAGAAAAUAGCUCUAUGUCUUUCUGAAGCAUGCUCAAAGUCUAAAACUUCCUGUAUAUUUACUUGGUAGGUAAAUAAACCAUGAUAAUUUUUAUGUCUUUCUGCUCCACCCCUCCACUCCCCACCAUCCAGUACCCCUUCCUUUGAAAGAUGUUGCUGUUAUAUAAAAGGAUGGUUGCCAAGUCAACACACACACACACACACACACACAC